CAAAAGGAAGAUCGGGUAGGCGCUGGGUGGAGACAAACAACAAGCAAAUAGCGGGCGGCGUCAGAACAAGGAGGAUAAAAAAUUUUUUUUAAUGAUUUCAAAAGAAAGAUCGGGUGGGGGAGAGCCUCUAAGGGGGCCCCCCCAAGGCGGGGGGCCGAGACAACGGCCUCCCCCUGCCUAAUUGUAGUUACGCCCCUGGCUGCCUGUUUCUUCUUCUCGCCCCACCCGCCGCCCAGCGGUGGGAGUGGUUGGUUGGAUGAUGUGGAAGGUCGAUUGCUGAGGUCUGCUGCGGAAAGGCACACACACACACUAGCAAAGGCACACCUUCCAUCCUUUUUCGGCAGGGCGGCUUUGCUCUCCCGUGCAAGCGAGAAGCUGCUGCCAGGAACUCCAACAUCCGUUUGGAGAGGCGAACAGCUGUUCGGCCGGAGGAAAAGCGACGGCUCCGCCGCACGCACCGCAGCAAGGGAGGUGAGUCAGUCCGCCAACUUGAUGCCGUGACGAGCUGCUUUCUCCGGCUGAACGAGUGGAACCGUUUAGGGGACGGCGGCGAGAAAAGGCGAGAUGGCCUCUGCGAAUGACACUCGUCAGAUGCCCAAGGAUGCUGCUGACCAGAACUUUGACUACAUGUUCAAGCUGUUGAUCAUUGGCAACAGCAGUGUAGGCAAGACAUCAUUUCUCUUCCGGUAUGCUGAUGACUCCUUCACCUCUGCCUUUGUUAGCACGGUGGGCAUUGACUUCAAGGUCAAGACUGUCUACAGGAAUGAAAAAAGAGUCAAGCUGCAGAUUUGGGACACAGCUGGCCAAGAGCGAUACCGGACUAUAACAACAGCCUAUUACAGAGGUGCAAUGGGUUUCUUACUUAUGUACGAUAUUUCCAAUCAGGAGUCUUUCACCGCUGUUCAAGACUGGGCAACUCAGAUCAAGACUUACUCCUGGGACAAUGCUCAAGUGAUCCUGGUUGGGAAUAAGUGUGACCUGGAGGAUGACAGAGUAAUACCAACCGAAGAUGGCAAGAGGCUGGCUGAUGAGCUAGGUUUUGAAUUCUUUGAGGCCAGUGCCAAGGACAACAUCAACGUCAAGCAGGUUUUUGAGCGCUUGGUGGACAUAAUCUGUGAGAAGAUGAACGAGAGCCUGGAUGCCAGCCCGGGCACGCUCAGCAACAAUCACAAGAAUACGGCACUGAACGAAGCCCCACCGGCACAGUCCAGCAGUUGCUCCUGCUAGAUGGGACUUUGCCCACACCUCAGAGCCUGCAACACCUCAUUGCCUCCAUGAGUAGGGGGGGCAGCUCAGCAGUUGCACCUCUCACCUGACUGCUGAUUGGCUGAUCUGCCCUGUUUGCUUCUGGAUAUGCCUGUUUUGCCUCUGACAGCAUGUACCAGUUGCCUGGUGCCCCUUUUCUUCCCCCUGUAGCAUGAUUGGCCCUGUCUAGCAGAGGCGCAUGAUUUCUUACACACACACACACACACACACACACACUCCAGCAUACAACCUGUCUUUGCAACCCAGGCAAUGUGGACCCAGCCCUGGGCCAGUGGAGAACAUUUCCAACCUCAUCUCACGGCUCCAGGAGAAUGGUUGCUGUAUGCAGUGCCGAAUACUCUGGCUUUGUUGCUGGACAGCUCAGUGACUCCAAGGCCAGUUUUCUGUUUGCCAACUUCAGCCUUGUGUGAGUUUCUCCACUAUUUAAAAUAUUAAUAAAUCCAGUGGCAGUUUGA
This is a messenger RNA of Hemicordylus capensis (graceful crag lizard), 1721 nucleotides long. RefSeq names its product RAB3D, member RAS oncogene family (gene RAB3D). NCBI's taxonomy places the organism in Eukaryota, Metazoa, Chordata, Lepidosauria, Squamata, Cordylidae. Gene Ontology annotation, biological process: protein secretion; protein localization to plasma membrane; regulation of exocytosis. The coding region runs from base 565 to 1227 and encodes 220 amino acids. Gene Ontology annotation, molecular function: GTP binding; GTPase activity. Gene Ontology annotation, cellular component: plasma membrane; synaptic vesicle; endosome. The record is from RefSeq and is a predicted model, not a curated record. The transcript is spliced from 5 exons.